AUGCCUGCGCUCUCCCGGCUGACGCGGAGCUACGAACGGGCCUUCAAGCACCACCCCUCGCUCACCCUCGCCAUCACCAACGGCUGUCUCAAAUGUCUCGGCGACUUCCUGGCCCAGUAUCUGCCGGCCUUCUCCUCCGGACUGCCGUUCGUCCUCGACGGCCACCGCUCCUUGCGCUUCUUCCUCUUCGGCUUCAUGCACGGGCCGUGUGUCGGGAAAUGGCAUGAGUUUCUAGAGCGCCGGAUCCCGCUGACGGCGCCGAGGGGCGGGGGCGGGCCGACGGACGCCGAGCAGGAUCUGCAGCUGGCAGAGACGGAGAAGUCGCUGACGAGCCUCCGGCCGGUGUCCAUGCGGAGCCGGUCGACGGCGGCCGACCAUGUGCCCACGCUGCGCGCGCUGUCCACCUCGGAGGCCCAGCUCCUGCCGCCGCCCGGCGACCAUGCCGCCUCCAAACACAAGUCCGCCGCCGGGUUCCGCCUCCUCGGCCUCCUCAAGCGCAUCCUGCUCGACCAGCUGCUCAUGGCCCCUAUCUAUACCUUCCUCUUCAUCUCCCUCACCGGAUGGUUCGAAGGCUUGACGAUCCCGGAAAUCCAGGAACGAUUGCACCAGCUGUAUUGGUACCUGUUGACCGCAAACUGGAAGGUCAUCCCCUCCAUCCCUCCCUUGCAUCCAAAGCUUAGAAACUCAUGUGUCGCUGGUGGUCUUGUUUUGAAACCCUCGGGAAUAGAUUUGGCCGCUUAUCCAGAUCUUCAACUUCAGCUUCAUGCCUCUCCAAUACCGAGUGCCAUGGCAAGGCUCCUGCGGGGUGCUGUGGACGGUCUUCUUGAGUCUGAGCACCCACUCCUCGACCCACCACAGUCCCAGCACAGCCGACCCAUCCGGCCCAACACUCCAUCCGACCCUGCCGCCGCUAUCAAACGCAAAAACAACCGCGUCAUCGGUUGA
Puccinia triticina is the source of this 945-nucleotide messenger RNA. RefSeq lists its product as uncharacterized. The record is from RefSeq and is a predicted model, not a curated record. The transcript is spliced from 10 exons. Bases 1 to 945 code for a protein of 314 amino acids. Lineage: Eukaryota; Fungi; Basidiomycota; Pucciniomycetes; Pucciniales; Pucciniaceae. Gene Ontology annotation, cellular component: membrane; cytoplasm.